GGAGGAGUUGUUCUGAAGCUAUUAUACUGGACCAAUGCCCAGAGAGGCUCAGGUAGGAGCCUGAGCUGGGAAGGCAAAGGCCAUGGUUGCCCAGAUUCCUUCAGCCAUGCUGCACUGGCAGUUCAGAUGGGCUCUGCCCUGGGCCUUUCUCCUGCUACUACUAAGUUCCCAACUCCUGGUGACUCACAGAUGGAGUUCCCAAGAGAAGGGGGACAAUAAUGAACAAAGGGACAUGGAACGUCAUUUCCCUGCCACUGUGGAGUAUGCCUUACACAUAUUCAACCUACAGAGCAAGGACUCAAUGGCCUACAGGCUGGUGCGCAUCUUGAAUUCCUGGAAGGAACAGAUAGAAGACAUCCUGACAUUCUCCAUGGAGAUAAAGCUUCGCAGAACUAAAUGUGAGAAAUUUGAUGAAGACAUUGACAACUGUCCCUUUCAAGAAAGUCCAGAGCUGAACAAUACCAUCACCUGCUUCUUCACCAUCAGCACUGAGCCCUGGAGGACAAAGUUUGAACUCCUGAACAAGACCUGCUUGGAGGGCUUCCUUUGACUGAGGCCAUCCCCACCUGGCCUCUAGCUGUUCUUCUUCUGGACACCAGCAUUUCUAUGUAGGUGACAACACCAGGUUGUUCUCUUGCAAGUGUCCGGGUCUCACUUCCAGGCAUUAUGGAAAUUCCUCACUGUCCAAUUUUUUCGUGUA
Messenger RNA from Leptonychotes weddellii (Weddell seal), 700 nucleotides. RefSeq names its product cystatin 9 like (gene CST9L). Gene Ontology annotation, molecular function: cysteine-type endopeptidase inhibitor activity. Lineage: Eukaryota; Metazoa; Chordata; Mammalia; Carnivora; Phocidae. The record is from RefSeq and is a predicted model, not a curated record. Gene Ontology annotation, biological process: antimicrobial humoral response.